AGCUAUCUCGAAUUCCUAUCAAAUAUUCCUGGACUCUUAUUUGAGGCAAUGAGGUGUCUGUAUUAAAAGAAUAUAUAGUGAGGCAACAUUUUACAGGUAAGAUCAAGUCAAGGAAAUCCAACGGUUAAGUUUAAGAGACCUUAUGCCUCAACUCAAUUCUCCAACCAGAGUGCCAUUAUCCAUAUCAGCUCCAGGCAUUUCUCCUAUAUUGAAAAUUACCAGUCCUUUCCACAGAAAAUCCAAUUUCAACACACUCAUCAAAGCUCAGACAAAAGGUUCUGAACAUUCAGAUCAAAAAUCUAAAUACUCAAUCCAGUCAUUACGGAAGAAUGCAAAUUCUAGAGAUGGUGCCGAUAAUUUCACAGCCACGAGGUCUCUGGAUCCUACAGCAAGGUCUUCCCAGCUACUGUCACUUUCUUUCAAUUUGAGAGAAAAAGUUUUAUACCUCGAGCUAAUGGGUGUGGACUCCACAAAGGCCUUGAGAGACAACCCUUCAGUCCUCCGUGCCAGUUUAAGCAGCAUAAAAGAUGUGGUGGGUUACUUGAAGCAAAUGGGUAUCUUGUAUAAAGACUUUAGAAAAAUAUUGGGUAUGUGCCCACAAAUCCUCACUUUGAAUGUUAAUAAGGAUCUGGUUCCAGUAUUCAGUUUUUUCUUUGAAGUAAAGAUUUCCAGAAAAGACAUAAGAAAAUCUAUUUGUAGAUGCCCGAAACUGCUCAUCUGUAGUGUUAGUGAGCAACUUAGACCUACACUGUAUUAUCUGAAGAAAUUGGGGUGUGUUAUUGAUUGUUCCAACACAGUACUAUUGGUUUCCAGUGUGGAAAAGUCCUUUGUUCCCAAGUUAGAGUACUUGCAGAGUUUGGGGUUUUCUUACAAGGAAGCUGUGGAAAUGGUGGUGAGGGCUCCUAAUAUUUUUCGCGCCAGUGUGGAAAAUAAUCUUCAGCCAAAGAUUGAUUUUCUAACCAAUGAGAUGGGUCGUAAAGUCAAGGAGUUAUUGGAUUUUCCACAGUAUUUUGGUUUUAGUUUAGAGAAGAGGAUUAAACCUAGACAUAUGCUGUUAGUCAAAUACAGUGUUUAUUUAACGCUGCCUGAUAUGCUGCUUAAAAAUGACAAGGAAUUUUUAAAGAGAGUGAAACAGCUAGCUGGAUAAACCAAAUGACAAAAUCAGGUCAAUAAGACUUAAUUAUAUUGCCAAGAAUAGUAAACUACUGAACCACAUGGGAGUAACUAUACAAACAAAAAAAUUCUGUGUAACAAAACCAAGAAGGGUGCUAUUAGAAUUCAGUCAACUGAAAUCAUAUUACUGUUCCCAAAUGACGAAAGCAGGUCGCUUAGACUGAAGUAUAUUGUCAAGAAUAGCAAACCAUGGAAGUGGCCCCAUAGAGGGCAACUUUACAACCAAAAGAAUUGUAACUGUAGUAAGGAAACCAGGUGGGAUUUCAUUAGAAUCUAGUACUUUCUGCCAGUUGGGAUUUCAUUAGAAUCCAGUAUUUUCUGUUUCUUUUUCUUGUAUAUUAUUGUGAAUGCUGCAAUCUCUGAACAAUGUAGUUACGCUAGUCAUUGGUGAUAAGGGAGAAAAUAUUAUUGAACUCAUAAAAACAUUGCAUAUGUUCUUUGUAAUUUGAGAUACAUGUUGCUUGUCAUUCAGUUCAAUCACUACUUUUGCCCAAAUGCUGCAAGCUUCCUAUAUACGCAUUGCAGAAUUACUUAGAAGGUAAUUAAAGUGGUAUGUUUUCUGUUAAUGUUGAUUCUUUAAUUGGAAUUAGAUGAGUAUAAUUAUAAAGUUACCUUUGUAUUCAUAUCUCAUAUGAUGCAGGGCAUCAAAAUCAGGUUUUUAAUAUGUCGAGGUGUACAUGGUCUCACUAAUAGAAUUUGAAGCAGCAAACAAAACACUGACUACACUGCUCAUUUUAUUAAUCAUUCAGUAUACAUAUAAAUAGCUACAAAUAAUCUUAAGUAGAUCCUAUAAGUCUACUAACUGUCUUGACAAGAACUAUAGCUGAUUGACAGCUAACAGGUAUUGUAGAUAUAUGAUUUCCACAGUCCAUAGUGUUAACAUACAUAGCUUCACAGAUCAACCGUGUGAAUUUUUCGCUUGAUGUUUUGGAUUAAACUCCAUGAUCCAUCAUCAGGAAUAAGAAAACAGAACAAGAGAAACGCGAAUAGAAUGAACUUAAUAGGUAUUGAUUGACAGCAAAUUGAAUUUAACUAAACAUAUUGGACACAUAACACUAUUUGAUGGCACGUACUCAAAACUUGAGUAUGACUUAUUCAUUUAUGUUGGAGCAUUUAUUCCAACAUUUCGCUAAUAUAGUUUAGGCCUUUCUCCACUUUGCAUCAUUUUAACCCAGAGACAGUUGAAACAGCUUUAGAUGCACUAUCUAGCGAUAACAAACAACAUAAUCAGCGGGUUACUGCAUAAAUCAGCAGGCUUAUUUAUGUUCUCAUGUAUUGAUUCAAAACCUUGCGUACACCUUCUUAGCUGUCACGUCCUUUUUUUUGAAUUAAGAUAAUUAAUAUUAUUGAUAAUUAUUUAAGCUGGGCCUAAUAAUCUUUAAUUUUAUGGGCAGCUUAAUAAUAUUAUUGUAAUUAAAAUAGAGGUGUUUUUAAACAUUAGUAUUAACUAAAAGUAUUUUUGAAUACUUAAAAAUUAAAGUUAAAAGUAUUUUAAAUAUUUGGAGGGAAAUUUAGGACCCAAGGGCUUAAUUUGAAAAGACAUAUUAAGGAGGUGCAUAUUUUCAUCUCGAGAUCAUUUUUUCAAGCUAUCCUUUUGCAUCCAAUUUUUUAGAUUUCAAUAGUUUGUAUCUUCAUUCAAUCUAGGGCAUCCAAGGACAAAACCCCUCUUGAAUUCCACAUUUGGGAAUGAAGCAAUCUUGGGUUAUACCAUCUCAAGAAUCACAAUCGAGCUGAUUUGAAGAUAUUUUCAGUUUACUACAGUGGUGCUGCAGUGUUUUUGCAACCAAAAAUCAUUAUUUUGUUGCCUUGUCAUAUUUGAGGGUUUCUACAUUGGUUUACAGGAUUUAGAGAGUUAUUGUGCAUCAAAAUUGCUGGAUCCAAAUUGUUUAUGACAUUUCCAGACAACCCUAGCAGAGUGGCACCUUUGAAGUAAGAAAACCAAACAUUUUGAGCAUUAAAACAGUUACAUCCACUGUUGUUUGUGCUAUUUUACUCAUUCUUUAUCAGCAAUCAGCAAUUUGAAGUAAAGCAUCAACCUUGCAAGGAGAUUACUCUUGAUUUAUGACAUAUUGCAGAUGUAUCCAAGGCAGAUUUAAAUUUUAUCAGCAUUUUUAUUGAGAUCUUUAGCCAGCUGUUCCAUUCAAGGGCAUAGAGUAAUGAUAAUUCAUCAGUUUUGAGAGGAAUUGGCAUAGAAAAGGGUUUGCAUACAGUUUCUGAUGCAAAACGAAACACUCCAUGCAUACAAUCUCAAAACAGAAAUUCAAAUAUCAUACAUUGAAAACAAAAUAGCCACAAACAAACUCAAAUGAAUUUUCUUCAUUUCAUUCAAUACAUACAAAAUGUUUUACCAACAAAAUUCAUGGUCACUCAUGGUCUAAGACGCUUGAUACCAUUGACGCAAUAACAAACUUCUUGCCUCGCAAAGCUCAAAUACAAUUCCAGAUUAUAUAGUUAAUACUUUGCCUUAACUCUCUUAAUGCUGCUUCCUUCACUCUUGGUAGUGACAACACACACACCUUCUUAGCUGACCCCCUUUCUACAUAGCUUCACACCCACAUUCUUAUCUUUGCACAUCCCACUAUUUUCUUUCCUGCGCUGCCAUUCACUACCUAUGAUGGCAAAUUGGCCAGCCCACACAUCUCCAUCGCCCCUCUCCCACCCCCUCCCGCUCCCGACUUUUUCCUAUUUAUCAUGUACUCUAUUUUAUACUUAACCAAAUCAGUCCUUUGACUUCAAUGUAGCCAGAUUUGCUCUUCCGUUUUGUUCAACCACUUUUCUCUGCCUUAAUGGUUGCUACCACAUGCCCCCUCAAAGAUUGGUGCCACUUCCUCUUUACUGUUUCAAAUGAAAUAGAAACUAAAUCCGCUUUUAUGCCAUUUGACACAAGUAGGCAGGAUGUUGGCAGCAGCUAUGGGAUUUGACGUUACACCUACCAAGUCUCUUAAAACUUCCUCUACAAAUCCAUUUGUGCAUAUUUCCAUUCCGUUGAGGCAUUCUGACAAGAGUUACAUUUCAGGUCUAUGCUUCCACAUUUCGCAUAUUUAUUGAUAGAGCAUUUUAAAUAUAAUACUUGACAAAAUUUCCACUCUAUCAUGCAUUGAUGGAUGUCCAGACUUUGUUUCAAAGCUCCCAUUUUAGCAUGGGCUAGUAGGAUGCUCCUGCAUCAGACACACCCGGUAGAAAGUUUGUGAGCAUAGGCUCACAAAAGUGGAGUUGAGUUAUAGAAUCACUCGUUGAGAUUGCGAAAAAUUUGCAGUGAACUCUUUCAUUGUGGCAAUUGCACAUGAAACUAUUUCUUUUUCCUUUUCUUAUGGGCUUACAACACUUUGUCGGAAUCACCCUCCUCUCGCAAUGGUUCUCUCCUCUCUUCUUCUUCUUCAUGGGUACCAACUCACCAUCAACUGAUCUCCUACACCAAAUAUCCUUUCCUCUCUUCCCCUCUUUCACAGAUUUCAAUCCACCAUGAACCAACCACCUCCACCAAGUUUCACCUGCACAAUCUUUUACAGCUUCCACGUACAAAUAUGCAACAUCUAUAUUCCACCUUGUUACUAUAACAUCCUCUUUCUCACUCACUUUAGCACACAAAUCCAUCUCCAAUUCUUUAUUACAAAAUUCAUAAAAAUUUACCUCUUCUGCUGCAACAUCUUCUUCAUCACCUCUCAUUAUGACUGCAACUUCCUUUGGCAAUUCAUCUUCUUUCCCGUUCUCUUCACUCGAAGUGAUCUCUUCUCCAAGCAAUGGUUUGUCUUCAUUAGGUCCUCGAUCAAGCUCUGCUACAACUUCAAUUUCAUUCUCUUCUUCUUGCCUUCAACAUGACAUGUAACUCCAUCAUCCCUUUGAUCUGCAACCAAUAUAUUCCACUCUACGUCCAAUGCUGCAAUCCUUAUUAACAAAUCAUCUCUUUCUCUUUCCAUUUCCACAUUCUCAUUUUGAUCAAAACAUAGAUCAAAAUCUGAGUUUACCUUAUUACCUUCUAUUGCAACUUUCGUUCCACCUACAAUCAAUUUAUCCCAUUAUUCUUCAAUCUGGAUUAGAAAAAGAUCUUUUUCAUUUUCACAUGUAUCCUCUAAAGGAUUCUCUCUUGCUGCAAACUCAUUAUCCUCCAUUUCCAUAAUAGCAUUCAAAAAAAUUAAAUGCUACAUCAUUUGCCUUCACCAUUACAAUUCUUUUCUCACUAUCACUCAUCAUAUCAUUGAAACAUAAAUCAGAUUUGGUUUUAACCCCAUCAAAAUAUGAUAUUUCUCCUUUCCUUACAGCUGCAACAUGAUUUUCAACCUCCUCACAUCCAUCCCUUUCAUUCACAUCAUUCACAUGCAAAUCAGAAUCGUCGGUAAACUCACCAAAUGUAAGUUUUACCUUUUCUUUUACGGCCGCAACUUGGUUGUUCUGUUCUUCAAUGUCCUCCAUUUCACUCAACUCUUUUGUUGCUGUUGCAACCUCUGUAUUUUCAUCCACCAUGUCUUCUAAUAGACAUUCCUCAGCUUCAGGUUCAUCUAUCUCUUCAUAUUCAUCCUCUUCUCCUUCCUCCGUGUCAUAUGUAUGACACUUUGCUACUUCUUUCUUUCUUGCAUUCAAAAUAUCAUUAGAAUAAUAAAACUCAGCAUCACCUCCUUUGUGAUGAAGGGUUUUUCUCUUUUCCAACUGUUCUUCUAUUUUUUUCACUUGUUGCUUCAACUUUAUAAAUUCUUCUCUCAUUCAAUCACUUAUUGUCUCUCUCAUUUUCUUGAGUCCAUGAAUUGUCAAAAUCCAUCUAAUGACAAAAGUCCUCUUUCUCUUUUGCUUUUCCAUACUCGAAGAAUAAAAAAAUCUUAACACAAAUCCUCAAACCCUCAUCCCUCUUUCAAUGUUCACAAGCAUUAUUGUAAACUGCCUCCUUCAGCAAUCUGUUUACAAUCACGAGAACCUCAGCUCUCCAAACCCUUUGAAAAUUUCUUCUUACAACUUGCACAUCUGUCCGCAAUAAAAUUCCACACACUCUCCAUCCUCAGGUCUUGAUGCAAGCUGCCUCCAAUUGGCACUUCUGCUUGCACAUUCAAGAACUCCCGCUCUGCUACCAUUGAUUCGAAAUGAAACACUCAGAUACAAUCUCAAAACAGGAACUCAAAUAUCACACAUUGGAAACAAAAUAGCCACAAACAGACUCAAAUCAAUUUUCUUCAUUUCAUUCAAUACAUACAAAUUGUUCUACCAACAAAAUUCAUGGUCACUCAUGGUCUAAUACCCCUGAUACCAUUGGUGCAAUAACAAACUUCUCGCCUCGCAAAGCUCAAAUACAAUUCCAGAUUAUAUAGGCAAUACCAUGCCUUAACUCUCUUAAUGCUGCUUCCUUUCCUAUUGGCAGUGACAACACAUACACCUUCUUAGCGGACCCCCUUUCUAUGCAGCUUCACACCCACAUUCUUAUCUUUGCACAGCCCACUAUUAUCUUUCCUGCACUACGAUUCACUACCUAUGAUGGCACAUUGGCUGCUGCCAGCCCCCCGCUUCCCACCUCCCAGCCCCGACCCCGGCCCCCCGCCUCCCCUUUUUCCUAUGCACCAUGUGCUCUGUUUUCUACUCAGCCAAAUUGACUUCAACGUAGCCAGAUCUGCUCAUCCUUUCUGCGCAGCCACUUUUCCUUGCCUUAAUGGUUGCUACCACACACCCUCCUCAAAGAUUGGUGCCGCUUCCUAUCUACCGUUUCAAAUGAAAUAGAAACUAAAUCAGUUUUUAUGCUAUUUG
Molecule: messenger RNA, 6897 nt
Organism: Cryptomeria japonica (Japanese cedar)
Lineage: Eukaryota; Viridiplantae; Streptophyta; Pinopsida; Cupressales; Cupressaceae
Product: transcription termination factor MTEF1, chloroplastic
Exons: 2
Coding region: 143-1147 (334 amino acids)
Biological process (GO): regulation of DNA-templated transcription
Molecular function (GO): double-stranded DNA binding
Source: RefSeq, a predicted model, not a curated record